Messenger RNA from Sebastes umbrosus (honeycomb rockfish), 1227 nucleotides. It is a transcript of the gene asb13a.1, whose product is annotated as ankyrin repeat and SOCS box containing 13a, tandem duplicate 1. The transcript has 6 exons. The record is from RefSeq and is a predicted model, not a curated record. Gene Ontology annotation, molecular function: protein binding. Gene Ontology annotation, biological process: intracellular signal transduction; protein ubiquitination; positive regulation of protein catabolic process. Lineage: Eukaryota; Metazoa; Chordata; Actinopteri; Perciformes; Sebastidae. The coding region runs from base 106 to 966 and encodes 286 amino acids.
GUGUCUAGUUUCCUCUGCCUCAGCUGCUCAUGGAGGUGUUAGAAGAACAUGCAUUAGCUGCAGCUAUAGUGCUGUAAGUGUUGGUGUUGAACAGGUGAAACCAGCAUGGAGGUGACAGCAGCCCGCAGGUCGUUCCUCUGUGAUAUCGGCUUCUGGGCCGACCGGACCGCCCUGCAUGAGGCAGCGUCCCACGGCAGGGCCCUGCAGCUCAAACAGCUGCUAGAGAGCGGAGCGUCGGUCAACGUGGUGACGGUGGACAACAUCACCCCGCUCCAUGACGCUUGCAUACAGGCUCAUCCCAACUGUGCCCGGCUGCUGCUGGAGGCUGGAGCCCAGGUUGAUGUACGGACUAUUCAUGGCAGCACUCCUCUGUGUAACGCCUGUGCGUCCGGCAGCCUGGAGUGCGCCAAGAUGCUUUUGGAACACGGAGCCAAAGUGAACCCGUCCCUCACAGCUCUCACCGCCUCGCCGCUCCACGAGGCCUGUAUACAAGGUAACGUUGAAGUCGUGAGGUUGAUGAUAGCCAGCGGGGCCCGGCUGGAGGCGUACGACGUCCACUUUGGUCCGCCGCUCCACAUCGCGUGUGCUAAAGGACGCGUGGACUGUGUCAAGGAGCUGCUCAAUGCAGGCGCCAACGUGAACUCCGUUAAGUUCCACGAGAGAGCUCUGCACCACGCAGCGAGAGUCGACGUGGAGGACAUGAUCGAGCUGCUGAUGGAGUUCGGAGCCGACGUGUACGCCACCGACAACCAGGGAAGAAAGCCCGUGGACUACACGACGCCCGCGUCUCCCGCUCACACCUGCCUCGUGUUUUAUGAAAGUAAUCCUCUGAGCCUGCAGCAGCUUUGUAGAAUCACCGUGAGGACGAGGCUCGGUACUAGAGCCUCGGAGGUCAUAGGUCAGCUGGACAUAUCCCACCGCAUCCACAGCUACCUCCGCUACUGUGAGCAUCCUGCAUCACUAUAGAGUGAAUGGAUUUCUAAGCCUGUAUGAGAGACUGCUGUUUGAUAUUAUACUUAAAGCAACUCUUAAAAGAAGCGUCACAGAAAACAUUAUCCGGAUCUUAUAAUUAAAGAUAUAUAUUAAGUUUAGGGCUGAACCAUUUAGAAAAAAUAUCUAAUUGUGAUUAUUUUGACUGAUAUUGCAAUCAGUUUGCCAUGUUAUGAUGUGAGCAUAUUGUUUUAUGCUAAAUGCAGUACCUGUGAGGGUUUCUGGAUCAAUAUCUGU